AGCAGGUGCAUGUAGAUAUCAAGAUGGGCAUCAGAGAGGACCAAGUGUGACAGGACAAAGGCUGUGGGCUGAAAGGAACAAGGAGAUGACUGGCAGCUUCCCACGAAGCUCUCGACUCUGGUUUAUGAUUACCCAGGAGCCAGCCAAUAGGGCACCAGCCUGGCUCUGUUCCCCGAGGUGGAACUUGUCUUUGCAGGUUCCAGAUGUCAUCCUGGACACUCCACUGUGGCAGCAGGGGAAUAUUUGCUGACACCUGCCAUGGGAGCAUGGGAUUCUGAAAUUUAUCAAUCUUGAAGAGGAAACGCAGCUGGGGACAGCACAUCUUCCUUCCACGAGGGCUAUAAGAAAGUAAUACAAGCAGAUUGGAGUGUCUCUUGUGGAUGCUGAGACUUGAGACAAAGUUUUCCCAUGGCUUCUUUUCACAUUCGCCAGUUCCAGGAGAGAGACUAUGAGCAGGUCGUGGAUGUGUUCUCCAGGGGCCUGGAGGAGCACAUCCCCAAUGCCUUCCGCCACUUGCUGCUGCUGCCCCGGACCCUCCUGCUCUUAGUUGUGGUGCCUCUUGCCGUAGUCCUGGUGUCUGGAUCCUGGCUCCUGGCUGUUGUAUGUAACUUCUUCCUGCUUGGAUUCUUGCGGUUCCUUGCUAGUUAUCCCUGGAAGAAUUAUGUGUCUACAUGUUUGCACACUGACAUGGCUGACAUCACCAAGUCCUACCUGAGUGUGUGUGGCUCAGGUUUCUGGGUGGCAGAGGCUGGAGGACAAGUGGUGGGCCUAGUGGGGGGUCUGCCAGUCAAGAAUCCUCCAUUAGGGAGGAAGCAGCUACAGCUCUUUCGCCUGUCUGUGUCCUCACAGCAUCGAGGACAGGGGAUAGCGAAAGCACUGGUCAGAACUGUCCUCCAGUUUGCACGGGACCAGGGCUACAGCGAUGUUGUCCUUGAGACCAGCCUUUUGCAGCAAGGUGCUGUAACCCUCUAUUACAGCAUGGGCUUCCAGAAGACAGGAGAAUCCUUCAUGAACAGACUCACAUGGCUUGUGGAUCUCUCUCUAAUUCAUUUCAUAUACUCACUCCCCUCUGCUCAGGAACAUGAGCUGUGACCGUCUUCCUCUGUGUAUCUGUCAGCCUCCAGCUCACUGUGCUGUGGAAAAAAAACAACCCUGAUAUUGUAGUGGACAAAUCAUGAAAUUGUCUCUGUCAUCUUCAUUGUAUUCCUGUCUCUUUGAUGGAAGGUAAAAAACUAGAGCAAUGAAGUGCUCUAUUUCCUUUAAAUAAAUUCCUACAGAGGGA
Messenger RNA from Cricetulus griseus (Chinese hamster), 1282 nucleotides. Lineage: Eukaryota; Metazoa; Chordata; Mammalia; Rodentia; Cricetidae. The record is from RefSeq and is a predicted model, not a curated record.